Messenger RNA from Helicoverpa armigera (cotton bollworm), 906 nucleotides. RefSeq lists its product as uncharacterized. The record is from RefSeq and is a predicted model, not a curated record. The transcript has 2 exons. NCBI's taxonomy places the organism in Eukaryota, Metazoa, Arthropoda, Insecta, Lepidoptera, Noctuidae. The coding region runs from base 331 to 906 and encodes 191 amino acids.
CGUGUGACGUGUCGCGCGACCCAAACUCGAUAAUAAUAACGAUACAAUGAACUGUGAAUAUUUAUUUACGAUGCACAUGAGCGGCACUUUGUGUUAAAUCGUCCAUGAACGGUGCGGAUGUGGUUACUAGGUUGUGUAGUGUUUAUUUGAUCAGAUCUCGGCGCAGCCGGUGCACGGCGUAGUGUUUACGUUUUCUGUAGUGGCACAUGGUCUCCGCUCGUACUACUGGUUGGCCGUGUGUGGCGCAUUGCGACACCAACCCGAGAUCUGAUCAAUAUUCAAGGAAAAUGGUGUUACGAGACAGAGUUUAAAUAGACGACAGUGUUCAAAAUGCACGGAUUCUCGCAUUUUUUCCAUAAACAUCAUCGGGAGUCCACUCCGCCGAAGGACAAAGACGACAGCAGUAGUGACAGCUGGCUGAGUGCAACUGAUUCACGUAAUGUGUUAAAUGACGACACCGCGUCAUCAACGUCGUCAGGUGCUCGGCCUAUUCCAAUUCACCCGAGAGGCUCCGGUGCACCGGCCGGCUCGCGAGCUAGUUCGGGUAGUCCUUAUGAAUUCGCAUAUAGUCCCCGCGACCGCUACCCUAACUUUGCCAGUUAUAUUCGCGAUGUUAUGGAGAGAGGGUCCCCCUCGCAGCACUAUUACACCCAUCAUCCAGACUACAGACGACAGCGAAGCGAUGGCGACCGAUAUCACAGCAGCGUCAACACAUAUCAUACUCCACGCAAUGACUAUAGAAAUUUUGUAUCACCACUUUUUAAUGACGCUAUGGACGAUAUACAAGAAAACGAAUACAGUAAAUGUGAGCGAUAUGGUGAAAUUUCCAGUUCAAAGUUGAGCCAUAGGAAUCGUCAUGAUAAUAAAAGUUUUGCUCAAAAGUUAGCCGAAACUAUUACGGGGUAA